This is a messenger RNA of Gavialis gangeticus (Gharial), 9126 nucleotides long. It is a transcript of the gene IL6ST, whose product is annotated as interleukin 6 signal transducer. The transcript is spliced from 15 exons. NCBI's taxonomy places the organism in Eukaryota, Metazoa, Chordata, Crocodylia, Gavialidae. Gene Ontology annotation, molecular function: cytokine receptor activity; cytokine binding. The record is from RefSeq and is a predicted model, not a curated record. Gene Ontology annotation, cellular component: membrane; external side of plasma membrane; signaling receptor complex. Bases 11 to 2767 code for a protein of 918 amino acids. Gene Ontology annotation, biological process: cytokine-mediated signaling pathway.
UCUUUGCAACAUGCCUUCUGGAUGGAGCUGGGUGGUACACAUCUUAUAUUUUCUCCUGAGUAUUUGCUGUCUUGGAGGUGCAGAUGCACUUGUCCAGUCAUGUGGUUACAUCACUCCAGAGUCUCCAGUGUUGGCCAUUGGCUCCAAUUUCACAGCAUGGUGCAUUCUCAAUGAGAGUUGCCUUGACUAUGGCAAUAUAUACGCCAGUCAGAUUAUAUGGAAAACUAAACACUCUGUAGUACCUAAAGAACAAUAUCGUGAAAUAAACAGAACUGUUUCCAGCGUCACAUUUAAUGACACCUCUACAUUAGCCACUCCUCUGACUUGCAACAUUUUAGCAGAUGGACAUCUUGAACAGAAUAUCUAUGGAAUUGAUGUUAGAUUGGGCUUGCCCCCUGAGAAACCUGAAAAUUUGAGUUGCAUUGUGCAUCAAACAUCAAGAAGUAGAUUUUCUAUGAAUUGUACCUGGAAUCCUGGACGAGCUACUUUCCUGGACACCGAAUUCUGGUUAAGAACUCGAUGGCCUCAAGAAACCUUUAAUGACUGCAAAGCAGCAGUUGUAAAUAAUUCAUGUCUCAUUCCUGAUGUCCAGUUCUUUGUUAACCUGGAUGUCUGGGUGGAAGCUAAGAAUGAUCUUGGGAUGAUGGAAUCUGAGCACCUUCUUUUUGAUCCUGUAGACAUGGUGAAACCUCUGCCUCCACAGAAUUUAUCAGUCACUUCAGGAGUACUACCCACUGUGUUGAAACUGUCAUGGGAGAAUCGAAUUAUACCAGCAGAGAUGGAGCUGAAAUUCAAUAUUCUAUACAAGAUCAGUGACAGCCCAGAUUGGAUGGAAGUUCCACCUGAAGAUACAGCUUCCACAAGAACUUCGUUCACUGUUCAAGGCCUUAAGCCUUACACAGAGUAUGUGUUUUCGCUUCGGUGUAUGAAGAGAGAUGGACUGGGCUAUUGGAGUGACUGGAGUGAAGAAAAGAGUGGGGUCACAAUUGAAGAUAGACCAUCUAAAGGGCCACCCCUAUGGCGGAAGAUAGAUACUUCUCGCUCACCAGCUUCCUGGAUUGUGCACCUCAUGUGGAAGGAACUUGAUCAUUAUGAAGCCAAUGGGAUAAUCUUGCAUUACGAAGUGACUAUCAAAGCAAGAUCGCCUCUGUCACGACCACUUGAAAAACGCAGCGUUAACACCACAAACCUGACUUUAGAGUUACCAAAUGGGACAUAUGAUGUAACAGUGACUGCUCAUAACAGCAUUGGUUCAUCUCCUGCAUCGGUUUUACUUAUCCCAGCAAGGAACUCAAAAGCUUCUGUGAAAAACGUUAAAGCAGCUCCUCAUGCUGGCAGGCUGUGGGUACAGUGGGUUGCUCCCAACAGCCAUGUGAUGAAGUAUGUAAUUGAAUGGUAUGCGAUGUCUGAUAAUUCCAGCUAUAUCACUGAAUGGCAGCAGGAGCCUGGCAGUUCUCAAAGCACGUUUCUAAAAGGAGAUAUAAAGCCAUUCAAGUGUUACCAGAUAACUGUGUAUCCAUUGUAUGUUGAUGGUCAAGGAAACGGUCAAUCUACAAAAGCUUAUCUUAAGCAGGACUAUCCUGUAAAAGGACCAACCAUUCAGACAAAAAAAGUAGGAAAAACUGAAGCUAUUUUAACAUGGAAGCAUCUCUCAGUGAAUGAUCAAAAUGGGUUUAUCAAAAACUACAUUAUCUUUUACAAAACUAUCAGUGGGAAUGAAACAGCUGUGAAGGUGGAUCCUUCCAAAACGGAAUAUACCCUCUCUUCCCUAUCCAGUGACACUUUGUACACAGUGCGGAUGGCAGCAUAUACAGAAGUAGGAGGCAAAAGUGGUCCUGUAUUUACAUUUACUACACAAAAGUUUGGAAAGGGAGAAAUUGAAGCCAUAGUCGUACCUGUGUGUCUAGCAUUCCUGAUGAGUGUCCUUUUGGGAGUUUUGUUCUUUUUUAACAAACGGGACUUAAUUAAGAAGUAUAUCUGGCCAAAUGUGCCUGAUCCUUCCAAGAGUAACAUUGCUCAGUGGUCCCCACAAGCUCCAGUGAAGCACAACUUUAGUUCUAAAGAUCAGAUGUACCCAGAAGGCAGUUUUACAGAUGUAAGUGUUGUUGAAAUAGAAGCUGAUGACAAGAAGUCUUUUUCAGAACAGGAUCUAAAACCUUUUGACUUGCUUAAAAAGGAGAAAAGUACUUCAGAGGGACAUAGCAGUGGUAUUGGAGGAUCCUCAUGCAUGUCUUCUCCUAGACAAAGUGUUUCUGACAGUGAUGAAGGUGAAUCUACACAAAAUACUUUGAGCACUGUACAGUAUUCGACUGUAGUGCUCAAUGGCUACAGAGACCAGAUUCCUUCUGUGCAGGUUUUCUCAAGGUCUGAAUCUACCCAGCCUCUGCUUGAUUCAGAAGAGAGAUCAGAAGACAAUCUAGGUGAUGGUACAUCACCAAGACAUCAGUAUUUCAAGCAAAAUUGCAGUCAAAAUGAAACUAAUCCAGAUGACUCGCAUUUUGAAAGAGCAAAGCAAAAUACUCCUCCAAUAAAUGAGGAGGAUCUUGUUGGACUUGCAGUGCAGAUUUCAGGUCAAAGUUCACAGUCAUAUGGCUUUGAGCCACAGAAGAAUAUGCAGGAAGCUGCUUUGGCAGGUGCUUUAUGCCCAAGUACCGAAGGGCAGACUGUGAUCCCUGAAACGCUGGGGAUAAAUGCAGGAACAGUUGAGGAAAUGCAAAAAAGUUACCUGCCACAGACUGUAAGACAAGGGGGCUAUAUGCCCCAGUGAAGAAAAACCUGCUUUAUUAGGCCUUCACUAGUGCCUGUUCUGUGUUUUUUAUCCAGUGUUUCUAAUACAUUAAGCUAAUAUUUAUCUGCUUUCAGAUAAAUAUGUGUAUGUAAAGAUUCAUUUGGUCAAGAGACUAUGACAGUACUCUGAGUACUAUAUUUCCGUGGGAGACUUCCUGUCCAGACAUACUGGAGAUCAACUUCAUGCACUACAUAUAUUCUUUCUUGUCUGAAUAAUUGGAGAAAACUAGUAUAUUUGCAGUUUUUGUCUGUUUUGUGAUGUUGCAUUUAAACUUGACUGAUUGAAAGUAGCAAGUUUAAUUUUAAUUUUGUCACCUAAGCUAAAGGGAUACCAUAAGCUUUCUGGCAGUGUACCACAUUAACCCAGCUUUGGCUAAGCUUGACUGGUCUCUUUCCCCCAGAAGUGAAAAAUGGAAGUUCAUGGUUUCAGUCUUGUUUGACCUAUGUUACCCAACUUCCAAAAACACUGGCCUGCACUCAUCACAGACUAGAAAUUCAUUGGCUUCCCUGGAGUUUAGACCAGGGCUGGGGUUGGCCUAGAGCUGCUGUUUCUAAAGACUAAUAGAUCAAAGUAUUUUAAUCCCCAUAUUAGAACUGGAAGUCAAAGGUUGUGAAAUACUUGUAAAUUAUAUCGCCAGAUACAAUACCAAAUUUAAUCACAGCCUAACUCUCAAUGCUGGUAUAGUCAUCAGUGUUCUACCUGCAUAUCUAUGUAAAUCCACAACUAAACAGACUUUAUAUUGAAUCCUGUCUUCAAACCUGAACUGAAUGCAUGGCAGGUGAAAUUACAUAUUUAAAAAUUUGAAGGAACUCGUAGUUAAGAAGAGCUCUACUCUGUAGAUGAACUGAAUUGAUUUGGUUUGGUUUUUUUUGGUUUAAUAUUCACAUCACUAACCAAAAUAAACCAUAUCUUGGGUUUUUUUAGAAAUCAUCAUUGUUUAGCAUGUGCUCUUGUACCUGACAAUACUUCGGGUGGGGAAAUGUUCUAUGACAGUAUCUGUUGUAUGUAGAUUUGUCUUUCACAAAUGUCAGUGAGGGGUUUUUUUUCAUAACUACCAAGACUAGUGUUCUGUGACUUCCUUGCCACGGUAUUGUGGUCUUAGUAAAACCAAACACUAUACAGAGCAGGCAUACUUGCAUUAAUAAAAAUUUUCCAAACCAUACCUGUUAAGACAUUUGCCAUCCUCAUACCUGUUGUAGCUCAUUGCCAUGGCAAAAUUCUGCAGCACACCUGUUCAUUUCUGAUGGCACACUGGUUGGGAAACACUGACGUAGAGAAAACUGCUUCCUACUGUGUUCAGACACUGAUGCCCCUCAUACUUCCCAGAAAAGCAGAAACCUGCAGCUGGAGAGCUGACAAAAUGCAUCCUUCCAUUGAGCUAUAAGCAAUACAUCUGCAUCCUGCUGAUUACAAUUCCUGUUACUUUACUUUUCUUUCCUCAGUUCCCUUCCUGUUUCUAACACUUCUAACAUCUUAGAGAGCAUAUGCUUAGAGUCCACCCUUAAACUUUUCCUUAUAACUCUUACCUGGAAAAACUCUUUUUAAUGCCAGCUCUUCAGCUUAGAAAAAUCAUCUUGGGGGUUUCUUAACCUGAUCUGUCUAGCUUUACAAUUUGGCGCUAAGGCUUCCUGUAGGUUCUAAAAUUCAGCAGUUGCCGACUGUAGCCUAUGCUGCUGGCCUUCAAAAUACUUGCUAGUGCUAUCUGUUGUUGGCUGGUUGCAUGGUUCCAACUUCCCUUGUUUUCAUCUGCUAAAUCAUAUUAUUUAUACCUGUACACCUACCUUAUGGUAGAUGUUAACAUAUAAGCAAUUGCUAUUGUUGCUACAGGGAAAUUGGACAAUACCAGUGGAAAAGAGCUGGUCCAUGAAAUGCUCUUUAAACGCAGUCCAAACUGUGGAAAAUGGUGAACCUCCCUCUAGUUCAUUUCUUCUUGCACUGCAGGAUUCCUUAACUUCGCUGACCUGUUUCUCUUACUAAUAGCUUGCAGUUUUUGCUACCUAGAAAGUUAACCAAUACAGCUGUACUCUGUAAUUUCAUUUGAAUUCAGAUCUACCCCUGUCAGCAUUUCAGUUAGAAAGGUCUUCCAUUCUUGAAUCCUUUUUUUUCCUUUGCCUUGGGCACAACAUCAAAGACUUUCAGAAGUUCCCUGUAAGCCAUAACACACAAAAUGGAUCUUGUAAAAUGUAAAGCCUCAACUGAAUGUCUCUGCCAUUAGUUAGAAAUGUACUGGAGCCUGAAAAGAGAAGUGGGUGAUGAGUGGGUGACUAGAGUUGUAAUCUUGUUUCUAAUUACUUUCCAAAACCCCCUUGUAAUAAACACUUUUAAAUAAAACCAUUUUUGUACAAUGAGAGAUGAAAGAGCACAGCAGGGAACACGGAUGGUGAUAUUGUUGAACAUACCAUCAUUUACAACUGUAGAGAAGUCAUGUGGUCCAGUAAAUGAUAGUUGCCCACAAUAGAAAUGGUGGUAACUUGCUGAAACACCCUUGUGCAUAAUGGGAAUCCAUUUAAAUUAAAGAUGAUUUUAAAAGAAAAGAAGCAUCUUCUAAGAGCUCCCUCUAGCAAUAGUUCUGCUCUGUUACUAGUGGCGUCUUACUGUUCACCACUGCCUACAGCUCAUUAGGAGCUGACUUAGUGUAUUAGGAGGAGAAAACAAAUCUCUCCCAGAAAGUGCUCUCUUUUUCCUUCUAAUUUAAGUCUUUAAAAUAGAUGAGUAUAGAAAAUAGAAGCAAAAAGACUAGAGGGUAAGUAAACAUUUAUGUAGGUCACUAGCUUAUAGCACGUGAUAAGAGUUAUGCGCAUUACAGCUUGUUAAUUAAAUAGUUUUUUCUGCCAAAGAAUGGUGCUCGGCUUUUGACCUGAAAGUAACUUCCUGCUUCUUGAUAGUGUUCUGACUUUUUAUGUUUCAAAAGUACCUUGCAGUUCAAGUAAUAUCGGUCACAGUCUUGAAAAAGUUUAAAAGUGUAUGUGGUAUAAUGCAUUGACAAUCCACUUAAGCUUACGUGGUAUUUAGCCCCUGAACUAUUGUUACAUACAAAGGAAUACUUUUACUAUGGUGCACUUUUAAAAAUAAAUACAAGCAUUAUUAAAAUAAAAAUACACUUAACACUGACCACUUCAUGUCCAUUUUUGAUUGAUUGAUUGCCCACACUGGCACACUUCUGCUGGGGAAACAGAAUAAUAUUGAAGCAUGUUAUUUAUGUGACUGCAGCCAAGGAUGGCACAUGGAAAAUGAAUCUUCUGAACAAGCACACUUUUUAAUUAGCUUGUCAUUUGUCUUGUUUCAAAAGAUCUGAUUUUGUUCUUCACUGUAACAUUAAUGUUCUACAGUUCACGUGCAGUACUAAAAAAAGCAAAGGGCAUCUUGGGAGCAUCCUAUCCCUCAUCAUCCUUCCCCCACUCCUGGCCUGGUUAUGUGAUAGGUUACAGCCUGACCUAAAUAACAGUAGUCUGGAGUAGGGGGUUCCCAACCUUUUUAGAUCAAGGACAGACAAACCGCGGACUGAAAGUAGCCAUGGAUUGGCAGCCAACCCUUGGCUGUUGGACUGCUGUAUGUGGACUGUCACUUCCAGUCCACAGUUUGUCAUUCCGCAGUCAUUUCUGGUGACACCAUGUGGGGCCCCAUGGCCGGCACUUCCGGCUGGAACAACCAUAAAGACACUUUCACCCAGCGAGAGGGAGGCCCGGCACCGGGCCAUGGCCUGGGGGUUGAGCACACCUGGUCUAGAACAACACUAAUUUAGGUCAAUUCAUCAAAGGUCCUAAGAGGGUAUUAUGGUGGUUGUCAAAGUACUGGGGCAUAGGUGGUAGCCAGGGAUUCCUUAAGGGGUAUCUGGAAGAGGUUUGGUGUCGGAGUUGCACAAGUCCUUCAGCACCUAAUGAUUCCUCUUCGUGAGGCUGGGACCCAUAGCUGGCUUUCUGGCCCUUGCACACCAGCAUUGCAACUCAAGGUUGAACCUCCAUCAACCACUCAACAAAAGAUGUAGUGCCUAAUGUUAUAAAUCCUCGUGUUCAGUCAAAACUGCCGUGCAGAAUCUUGGCAGAACAGGAACCAAGUUGUAUCACUUGCAUCAUUGUGGUGUCUAAACCCUCCUUGGCAUAACCGAGAAGAGAUUCCUAAUCUUGUUUGGUUAAACAUGUCAUGUCCUUAUACUUGCUUCUAGUAUGUUUAACAGGGCAAAAAGUUUUUUUCCUUACCAAUAUAUACUUGAUUACUGUCAUAACAUCAACAGUCCUUCCCAGAUAAAUAAAAUUAGUUUGCUGUAUUAGGGCUUGUCAAACUACUUGCCUUUUUGAAUGGUUUAUGUCUGUCUGACUUCUGUUGUUGUUUUUCAUGUGUGUGUCAAAUUGAUAUGGUCUUCUGUUUUAAGCUGCUAGUUGCUAUAAUCAACAGCAAUUUAUUUUAAAUGUAAGAAAUUAUAUUAGAGGUCAUGCUUCAGGCAACUUUUCACUUAAGGCAGGCAGAUUAUUAAAUGUUUCCCUGCUACCUAGACUACAACUAGAUGUUGCAUGCAUUUUAAGAUGAAUCCUAAAAAAAAAGUUAACAGGAUAAGUGCUAACAGUUUAUUCAAGGAUGUUGCAAAGUACAUUUGAAUGGUUAACCAGGGAUUGCAUUGUCAAAUCAGUGACAUUCAUCCCCAGUUGGAGGGGUGAUUAUAUGUACAUAUCAAUCCCAAGAUACUUCUGUUCUGGGACAAACACAGGCACAACUUACCUGCAGACAAAUUCAACAUCUAUUCCUAGCUCUAGUGGCCUGGAAAUAUAGAAGUCCUUCAUCAAGCACUUUCCUGGAUACCUGCUUACCUGUCUCCUUAGGAUCCAAUAGUAAUUUACAUUGUACAAAACCAAUGAAAAUUGGGCCAUUAUGUGCUGGGUGUCCAGGACCUGGCUUGGCUUAAAAAGAGAGGGUAAGUUAGAGAAGGUGAAGCUAUACUAUACCAAAACUAUUUUCAGUGGUGGCUUUUCUGUUUUCAUCUCUCAAAAGCUUAUGCAAGCCAAAACACCCUCUUAAGAAGGAGUUCUCUGAUUUAAGUGUGCAGGGAAGCUUUUAUAUUAGAUUAAGUUCAACAACAUAAUGGCAGCUUAUUGGCUAAGACAUUUGUCCAAGAACUGAAGACUCAGUCUUACAGGGUCCUGACCCUUCCUCCCACAGUGGAUUUCAGCUUCAGCAGAGUACAGACAGCACCUUUUGAAAUGGAGCUGUAGUUAAGUGUCUCAUUCACAUUAAAGAGGUAUUUGCAGAAUAACCUCUUUAGUGCAAUAACGGCAACAGUGAUUUGGGGAAGGUUUUCUUCUCUUACCAGUUAAACUCAGUGGAUUACAUUAGAACUGUCAAUGUAAAUGACAAAUAAUAGUACAUGUUUGGAAGGACAAGGUGAAUAUCAGAUGAUUAUAUUUCUGCACUAAUGUCUGCAAACUUACUGCCUGUUGAGUAUGCAGAUGAGCACAGCCUAUGACAUUUUUUUAUGUUGACAUUUUAUCUUUUUCAUGUAAAGCACAUGAUGAGUAAAGGGAUGUUGUCCACCUGCAGUCUGCUUUAAAAAAAUAGAAGUUAUGCAGCUCUCCAUCAGCUGUAUCACUGUAAUCACAUCUUCCGCCAAAAUGCUCCCAUAUACAGAGCAAAACUGAAAAAGUGAAACCUUAUUAAUUUGUAUAGGUCUUUUCAUUUUUGCUCUUAUACAUUGAAAUUCAAACUAUUUUUCUUAAACAUACUCUUUCCAUCUAUUGGGAAGCAAAAUAAUCAAUGAGGUCUAGACUUUAAACCUGGGUAUAAAGGUGCAUUAAAAGUUAGCCUGAAAUAGUAAUAGUGCAAUAAGUGACAUGGUAUCAAAGAAGAUGUAAUAGGACAUUAUAUAUUUAAUUGCGUUUCAAAGCAGAAACUGCUAAAUAUGAAACGCUGUUUGUGUCACUGUGCAAUUUAGACAGACCUGAGUCAUGAGCCACAGAGCCUUUAACAAUCAAAAUUUCUUUAAAUUGGAUCUGGAGCCUUAGGUUUGAUGUCUAAUGUAGAUACCAAAUAAUAGAGUACAACGCUGUUUAUAUACUCAGAGUAGGGCUUGCUAAGCUAACGCUUGUUUGUCAGCUCUAAAUAAUUCAAAUUACAACCAAAACUUAACUUGUAAAUGCUGCUUAGUCUUCUGUAUACCAAAGUGUAUUUACUGUUGAGCACUGUCCCUGCCUCUGCAAGCUGCUGCAUGUUCAUUGCCAUGUUAAUGUUUAAUUGUACUUUAAACAAGUUUUACUGUAACAUUUUAAUGUCUUCCUUACCGUGUUGUACCAUUUGAAUGUUGCCUUCUAUCUAGUACAUAUCAAAGUAAACUAAAAAAAAUUGCUUUAAAA